This is a messenger RNA of Bactrocera tryoni, 1863 nucleotides long. RefSeq lists its product as uncharacterized. The transcript is spliced from 6 exons. Gene Ontology annotation, cellular component: transcription regulator complex; nucleus. Lineage: Eukaryota; Metazoa; Arthropoda; Insecta; Diptera; Tephritidae. The record is from RefSeq and is a predicted model, not a curated record. The coding region runs from base 236 to 1666 and encodes 476 amino acids. Gene Ontology annotation, biological process: regulation of transcription by RNA polymerase II.
UAACGAUUUUUUUUUUAUUUACAGUUUCACUAACGUGCGAUUAGUACAGUAGCGUGUUUCAGUAUUUUCCUUAUCGGCAUCCGUGCAAAAACUACACAAAUCAGUAAAGAAAAAUCUUAUCCAGUGAUUUUAUAAAAUAUGGCUUAACAUUUCGUUGAACGUUGGCAAUUCUUUGCUAAACAAAGACAAGACAAUUCGAAAUAUACAAUUUUGAUACUAAAUACAAGAUUUUUGAAUGACACAUCCAAUACAACCAACAGGGAAUAGCGCAACUCUCCAUAACAACUCGGCCACCGUGGACUACGUAAAUUAUGAUUAUCCGCAACCAUCCAAACGUGGUCGUGGCUAUGCGCCAACAGGCGAAUUCGAUUUGAGUCUCAUACGAGAAUUUCGUGCACGUCCUGGCUUUUACGACCGCAAUUCAGCCAGUUUCAAGGACAAACUGCAUACAGCGCAUCAAUGGCAGGAGAUUUCCAACAAAUUGGGCUUUGAUGUGUCCUUGCUGAAGGAUCGCAUGCUGCAGCUGCGCAAUCGCUAUAAUCUGGAGAAGCGUCGCCUCGAGCAAGUACGUGAUGAGAAUCCUGGCCAAAAUAUUGAAUCACCAUGGCCGCUGUUUCAACAUUUGCAUUUCCUCUCGGAACACAUACGGCCGCGUCGUUCGUACAAAAGCAUGCAACCGCGUACAUCGCUUGCGGACACCGGCGACGAUGAUGAUGAACAACAGCCCAGUAGUCGUCAGCAACAGUCGGAACAAUAUUUGCAACAACAACACCAGCAACAACAAAUACUGAAUUCAACAGCAGCGACAAUUGGAAAUCGUGAUUCGUAUAGCGAUGGCGGCGGCGAGGGUGGUGGCAACAACAGCAGCGCUGAUAUGGCAACAUUCGCUAAUGGUCUGUUAGCCGUUAAAAUGGAGGAACCCGAUGCAGAUGAUGCAAAUGCCGCCGAUGAAGAAUCCGCUAGUCAGAGCGGUGACGACACCCGCAGCGCGCAUCCCUUGAAGCUAAGCGCCGCUUCGACAUUGCUCAGCAUGCAACAACGCCAGCCACAUUCCAGAUCGCCAUAUAAUAGAAGCCAUCACGCUGCGACAUCAUCGUCAUUGGGCGCCUUAAGUAAGCGCCCAUUGAAAUAUUCCGCUUCACCUGCACCACUACAACCGCCAGCAAUCAAAAUACGCCGCUUAGAUACAAUGCAAGAGCGCACUUCGUCGUCCGGUGGCGUUGGUCUGCAUUCACAAUCGCAUACAAACAUUCCGCAUAGUACAUUCAAUACCAGCCACAACAAUGACAACAACAAUACAAACAAUGCUGUUGGACAGCGUAAGGAGCCGCAACAGCAGCAGCAGCAUACUUUGGCGUCAGCACGUUCUGCUUAUAAUAAUUUACAAAUCAAUCGUCGUUGUUUGAGCAAUUCCGAACAGAAGUAUGCCGCUUUUGGUGAAUUCGUAUCUGCUUCGCUGUUGGAGUUACCCGCGACUCGCGCACUGCAAUUGGUGGAAAAGUUCACUUCGGAGGUGGUGCGUGUGCUGUUGGAUAGUAAGGAGAAGAGCGCACAAGUGCCAGCGCAACAAAGUGCGAUUCAGCCGCAAUUAACGCUGUCCGCGAUGCAACCAUUUCAGCAAAUCAACGGCAACAUUGGUGAAGCAGUGAAUGUGAAUGGUGUUUGAAUAUACUGCUGCAUACACUCUUAAUAAAAUACAUCUAAACAUUAUUUAAUUUUAUUUAAUGCUAUACUUUUUUUUAAUGAACUGACUGUCUUGUGUUUUCCUAUAAUGUAUUGUUUUAGUUAUUUCAUAUACUAUAAUAUAAUAUUUUGCGCAAAGCUUGUGUAUUGAAUAAAGUUUUCCGCAUGUGCUUUUAAUAA